UUCAACCCAGCGGCAGGUCAGAGUUCAUAAUUGCCGCAGUGUGUGCGGCUGUGCGCUGAUGUUACUGGGAUUUUAAUUUGUUGAAAAGUGAUUCAUCGAAUUUUUUUUUAGAAAAGAGAAUGGCCUCCGAUUCGGGUUACGGUCAGCCUGGCGCUCCAAGCUAUGGAACGUAUCCUCCUGCUCAGCAGAGUGGGCAGGCCUACGGUCAAGGAAAUGGAAGUGGCUCGUAUGGUGGACAGAGUUACGCUGGCUAUGGACAGUCUGCAGAAAGUUAUGGCCAAACAACACAGGCGGCAAGUUAUGGCCAGCCUUAUGAUGGCUUUGGGCAACAAGGCUCUGAUUCCGCUGCUGGGUAUGGUGGCGCUGACAAGUCAUCAUACAGUCAGCCGAGUUCCUACGGUGGCGCCGCUGGUGGCGGCUCUUAUGGACAAGCUCAAGGCGGCUUUGUAUUCAGAGCUCAGUUGGUAGAGCAUGGCGCUUGUAACGCCAGGGUGUGGGUUCGAACCACCCAUACGGAAUGUAUGCACACAUGA
Oncorhynchus gorbuscha (pink salmon) is the source of this 533-nucleotide messenger RNA. Its product is annotated as RNA-binding protein FUS-like. NCBI's taxonomy places the organism in Eukaryota, Metazoa, Chordata, Actinopteri, Salmoniformes, Salmonidae. The transcript has 6 exons. The coding region runs from base 120 to 533 and encodes 137 amino acids. The record is from RefSeq and is a predicted model, not a curated record.